GGCAUGCCGACCACGCUGCAUCAGCAGGGCCUGUCUCCUCUGUCGCUGGUCACCAGUCGGCCCGGCACCAACGGCGCCGGAGGCCACCCGCUGCCGCCCAGCUCUCCGUUCCUGGCCGGCAUGUGUCCGCCUGGGAUGCCGACUCCUAACGACACGCUGAUGACGCUGUGGAACUUGUACAGCAACAGACAGCCGCCGCCGUCGCCGCCGCUCAGGAGGCCCGAGGGCAUGGGCCUGGCGCCGCAGAGCGAGGCCCUCAACCUCGGCGUUCACAGAGAAAUGGCCAGGCAAGAAAGAGAACGAGAUGAGGAGCGCGAGAGGGAGUGCGAGCUGGUGCAGGAACGCGUAAGAGCGCUGAGCAAGGAGCGAGAGCGGCACUCGAAUAUCAAGCGGGACUGUCCAGAGGAGAUGUCUCCGCCGACACACAAAAAGGCCCGUUCAGACGAAGGCAAUGGGAGACCGGAUGCCUUCCCACACACCAAGAUGAGCAUCUCGACAAAAGGCGACAGCAGUAUAGUGGUGAGCAUGGAGAUGAACGGCGUAGGCUACCAGGGCGUGCUGUUCGCUCAGCCACGCACCACCCGUGUUUAGCGGACAUCGCUUGCGGUGUCAUCUAGAGCUUAUGGAUACAAGUAUUAGUGUGCGUGCCGCCGGCAGGACGAGCCUGCCCUCAAGAUGGCGACGUGCCGCACGUGCUGCAGACAGCAGAUCUCUGUGAAUAAUUGAUGUUUUCUAUUGCUGAGCAUGAAUUCAAUUUCACGAAUAGGUGUUGAUUUUUAGGUUUUUUCUUGGUUUUAAUGUGUUUUCUCGUUGAAGUGGUUGCUUUCACGGUUCCUCUCAGUGGAACCCAUGGCUGCGUGGCACUGUUUUGAUGCAUUUGUUUUGGUUUACAGUCAUGGAUUGGUUCCAGCCGGUACUUUUGUUUGGAAAGGUCAUUCUUAGCAUGAAACGCAGCCCGUGCGGCCGAGUUUUCAAGGUGUCGUUUGCUCAGGGAGGGAACAUUACCAGUCCAGAGAAAGUAGACACACGUAUCCUAUGCGCUUCGGCGUGGUCGUAGUCGAUAUCCAGGCCCGAGUCGUAUCACGUGUUCAGCAAAAGCUGAUGUAUA
Messenger RNA from Pollicipes pollicipes, 1108 nucleotides. RefSeq names its product AT-rich interactive domain-containing protein 3A. The record is from RefSeq and is a predicted model, not a curated record. Bases 4 to 591 code for a protein of 195 amino acids. The transcript is spliced from 4 exons. NCBI's taxonomy places the organism in Eukaryota, Metazoa, Arthropoda, Thecostraca, Pollicipedomorpha, Pollicipedidae.